Molecule: messenger RNA, 831 nt
Organism: Lactuca saligna
Lineage: Eukaryota; Viridiplantae; Streptophyta; Magnoliopsida; Asterales; Asteraceae
Source: the annotation of a GenBank genome assembly
AUGAGAAAUUUAGCGACUUGCUAUAGUGAACAUGCAAUCAAGGUUUCAGAUUCGUAUUGUUCUGGGAAUUCAAACAAUAUUUACAUCUCUCCAACCUUCAAUCCUGCAAUCCAAGAUGAAGUUUCAAUCCUCUACAAAGUCAAACUCUCUUCACAAAACCUUCUGUUCAUCACACUCACAUGGUCAACUCACAACAUUGACUUCGCCUUCACAAUCUCCAUCAACGAACCCCAUUCUAACUCUUCUAAAUCCUUUUGUUUGAGAAAGAUCAAAGGGUCAAAAAAGCUUGAACCUUUUGAUUCAAAGAUUGAACUCAUUUGGGAUCUCUCGAAAGCCACCUAUGAAAUAGGUCCUGAACCGGUCAAAGGGUACUUUCUUGCAGUUUUGGUCAACUCUGAGAUGAUUUCCAUUGGCGACAUUGAAGAUUUGGAGCUGAAGAAGCUUGUUUUCGAUUACCCUUUUGCUAAAUCUUCGUUGGUGUCUCGUAGUGAGAGGUUUUAUGGAAACGCUGAGUAUUCAACGAGGGCGAAGUUUUUUGAAACGGGAACAUGGCAUGAUAUAACGAUCACAUGCAUAGCAGAUGAUCGAAGAGGUAGAAAUUCAUUGAGUUUGUGUGUUUCUAUCGACAGAAAGAAUGUCAUUCAAGUGAAGCGAUUAAGAUGGAAUUUUCGUGAUUCGAAUAUGAAAUCAAGAAAAAAAGGUGGGAUUUUCUUGUUUAGACCAAGAAGUGGAUUUGAUAGCAGAUUGUGGUUCGAAGAGAAGAACUUGGAGAAAGAACAAGAAAAAGUUGGUGCUUCUUUGUUGAUUUAUGCUUGUAAGAAUCCAGAUUGA